CCGUUGUUAAGACACAAAAAGGUCCGCGAGAGUCAGCGGAAGCGUGUGAUUUCGAACUGGUCGUGUGUUAACACGUGUAACUUUUUGUCACCACCAAAUAAAGCCGAAAGACAAGACACCUUUAACGACAGCACGGUAGUAGGAUCACGUGUGUGUCCUUUUUGGUCCAAGUCAAUCCAGUCAGGAGUUGCACAAAGAUGGAAGACUGUUUGAUAGAAAACCAGACAACCUUUUACUCAAAGGCAGAACACUAUUGGAAGGAAGUCCCGCCCACCGUGGAUGGAAUUCUGGGAGGUUAUGGCAGUAUUUCCAGCAUCGACAUUAAUGGCUCCAAAAAGUUUCUUCAGAAAUUCCUUGGGGAAGGCCAGGGUAAGACUGGGACAGGCUGUGCUCUGGACUGUGGUGCUGGAAUUGGCCGUAUCACCAAGCGGCUGCUCAUGCCCCUCUUCCGUACAGUGGAUCUAGUGGACGUGACACAGGAGUUUCUGGAUAAAGCUCGUACCUAUCUGGGUGAGGAAGCCAAGCGAGUGGAGAACUACUUCUGCUGUGGCCUACAAGACUUUCAGCCCCAGCCAGAACGCUACGAUGUCAUAUGGAUCCAGUGGGUGAUCGGUCACUUGACCGAUGACCACCUGGUGGAAUUCCUGAGGCGUUGCCGGAGCGGUCUGCGUCCAGAUGGCCUGAUUGUGGUGAAGGAUAAUGUUGCGUAUGAAGGUGUAAUACCUGAUGAUGUAGACAGCAGCAUGUGUCGGGACCUGAAUGUACUACAUCGCCUAGUAGCCCGGGCCGGACUCAACAUCAUCUGUGAGGAGCAGCAGCAGAACUUCCCUGAGGAAAUCUAUCAGGUCCACACUCUAGCGCUCAGAUAGCUGCGAGCACUGAACGAGGGGGGUUUUAUGUGUUUCUUCAGAAGCCAAUAAUGUGAAAGCAAGUCAAGAUCAAUGUUAGCUACACAAGAAGCUACGUGUUACUGCCAAUGUGAUUACCGUAUUUAAAAAGAGGCACAAGACUUGGUGACCUUGGGAUUUUAAGCAGGGGAGUUUUCCUUGACGUCUAGAGUUUGUUAUAUGACAGAUAGGGCUCUUUGCUAUUAUGAAUCUGAAUGUAAAAGUGGCGAAUGGUAGUUUUUCAGAUAUUCAAACAGUGUCACACUCCAGUUUAUUCUCAGUUUGAAGUCUUCUGUCUGACUGGUUUCAUCACAGUGGAAAUAAAUAUGAUAGAAGCAAUCAAGAAAAAAUGUAGACCACACACACUGCUUCAUUUUAUUCAGGGGCUGUGCUGAAGACUCAAAAGGAUAGUUGAAAAAUUUAAAUUGUCACAAUCUCACAAUUUUUUUUCCAAACCUGUAUGACUGACUGACUUCUGGUGAACAUGAAAGAAAAUGAUGGUAAUUGAUGACUGAAUUGUCAUUUUGGGGUGAACUUACCUUUUUAAGACCGUUUAAUCAGUUUAGUUUGAGUCUAUGGCACUGAAUGGUGUGUGUAAAACCUUUUAAUAACUUAUAUGACUAUUUAAAAUCUACUAGUUAAUGUUACAUGUGUGAAUUUACAGCUGUUAACAGAAAACUCUUAUCUGAACCAUAUGCUGUAUUUUGCCUUGAAUAAACUAAUAUUUUGG
Sinocyclocheilus anshuiensis is the source of this 1617-nucleotide messenger RNA. RefSeq names its product N-terminal Xaa-Pro-Lys N-methyltransferase 1. Gene Ontology annotation, molecular function: N-terminal protein N-methyltransferase activity. The transcript has 4 exons. The coding region runs from base 198 to 869 and encodes 223 amino acids. Gene Ontology annotation, biological process: N-terminal protein amino acid methylation. The record is from RefSeq and is a predicted model, not a curated record. Gene Ontology annotation, cellular component: cytoplasm. NCBI's taxonomy places the organism in Eukaryota, Metazoa, Chordata, Actinopteri, Cypriniformes, Cyprinidae.